Molecule: messenger RNA, 971 nt
Organism: Mollisia scopiformis
Lineage: Eukaryota; Fungi; Ascomycota; Leotiomycetes; Helotiales; Mollisiaceae
Exons: 4
Coding region: 168-608 (146 amino acids)
Source: RefSeq, a predicted model, not a curated record
CCCGAGGCCCCGGAUGACAUCGUUCUUUUAACCCCACUACCCCACCAACCACAGCUCCUCCAAUUUCCCAACUCACAAACUCACAACUCUACAGCUCUCUUUACAUCUAUACUUCAUCUCAAUAAAAUCCCACUCGCCGUCAACUCAUCUCAUCUGAACUCCUCAAAAUGGCACACACAUACGCCUCCGAAUACCCAGCAGGACUAAACGUCGACCAUGGAAUCAAGACUUUCUUCGAGGACUUCUAUAAAAUCAGCGAUACCGGCACCGAGGAGGCACAUGAGUUGUACGCGGAUCAGUUUACAGCGGACGCUACGCUUGUUAUGGCUUCUAAGGUUAGGAAGGGGAGGGAUGAAAUCCUGCAGAUCAGAAAAGGGAUGUGGGAAAAGGUCGCUUCGAGAUUGCAUAGACCGGUCAAGAUCUUUCCUUUUGGCGAGGGUGCGGAGGAGGUUAUGCUUUAUGGGACGGUGAAGUAUGUUUUGAAGGAUGGGAGGAAGGCUGAUGUUGAGUGGGGAGCGAGGGCGAAUUUGGUUAAGGAGGAGGGGAAGUGGAAGAUGGGGUUUUAUCAGGUUUAUUUGGAUACUGCUGCUAUGCAGAAUGCUAAGUGAGGGUACGGGGGUUCGACUUAGUGUCUUAUGCGAGCUCAAACUGGACAAUUGUAUAGGAUGGAUGGAGAUGCAUGUGUACUGAAGCGAGGAAGAGAGAGAGAGGUAAACGGGCUGAGAAAAGGAGAAAACUUCGCUUGAUGGCUCUCCCAACAAAGAUACAGCAUCUAUGGAAGUCGUGUUCAGAGCUAGAACCUGCCCAAUUGCCUUCUUGAAUAGAUCUAGACCCGGUCCUGGAUACUGCGCCCUUGCAUUCAUCUUCAAGGUCCAUAUCAUUGGAUCCUUCUCUCAAGAAUACGAAUCCGACCAAGAGACGAAUGAUUCCAAGAAGGAAAAGAACGGGCAUAGAAAGUCGUUCAUCUGUAU